Lachancea mirantina is the source of this 609-nucleotide messenger RNA. The record is from the annotation of a GenBank genome assembly. Lineage: Eukaryota; Fungi; Ascomycota; Saccharomycetes; Saccharomycetales; Saccharomycetaceae.
AUGGUAUGGCCCUUUUCCAGCGGCAAAAACCAACCAGAACCGAUCAAAUUGAACUCCACACAUGAACCCGCUCACGAAUCAUCGGAGCAAGACCGUCAAUCACAAAACUACACAGGAGGGCGCAGAUUCUUGUUAGAAGACACUACGCCACGGUUUUCAGACAGUUCCCAGAGCCAGGCAGCUCGCAAACGUGAAGAAGCGUCGCUUCAGCAGGCCUGGAAUACCGUUUCCUGGCAAGACUUUUCACUCGAACGUCUUACUGCGAUUCCGUGUUUCCGGGACGCCGGGAUGAGCGGAUUCGCGAGCAUGUUUGUCGCAGGCAGCGUCAUGUUCCUAUACCACAAGAAUCCGGCCCGUGCGGCCAAUUGGGCCGUCGGGGCUUUCAUGCUCGGCAGUAUCGUCGGCUGGGAACAAUGUCGACUCAAGAGAAAACGCAGCUUCCACGUAGCUCAAAUGGCCCGCGACGCGGUCGCGGCCAAGGAACGGCCCAUGUUGCACGAACCUGUUAACGAUAAGCGUGUCUUGAAGGAAUGGGAAGGUCACACAACUGCAACGACGCCGUCGUCGUCAGUUGCAAGCAGUCCUAAGCCCUGGUACAAGUUUUGGUGA